Messenger RNA from Frieseomelitta varia, 2205 nucleotides. Its product is annotated as ubiquitin-associated domain-containing protein 1-like. Gene Ontology annotation, molecular function: protein binding. NCBI's taxonomy places the organism in Eukaryota, Metazoa, Arthropoda, Insecta, Hymenoptera, Apidae. The record is from RefSeq and is a predicted model, not a curated record. The transcript is spliced from 13 exons. Bases 123 to 1931 code for a protein of 602 amino acids.
AAUAUAUAUUUUUCAGUUAUUAACGGAUUAAUGUUUCCAUAAUAGCAUUUGGUUCAGCAAAAACAAGCAAAAGACAGUCUAAUAAUUCCAUCUAUUGAAAUAGAAAAUUAUAAAACUAUACAAUGUCUACAUCAAAUUUGUUUUUGAAUAUUAUAAGCCCUGAAGGAAUGAUUACAAGCUUUAGUGUGACAUCAGAUAUGACUGUCGGUACUGUAAAAACUAUUGCAAUAAAACAUUUCUAUGACGAUGAUAUAUCAAAAAAUCCAAUUAAUUUUCGUUUAAUUCAUACAUCUAAAUUUAUGCAGCUUCUGGAUGAUCAUAAAAUAACUUGUGUAGAAAUUCAUGAAAAUGAUGAAUUAAUGUUAAUAAACAUUCGUCCAAAAUUUAUAGAUGAAAAUUUAUCUGAUGAUGCUUUAAAAGGUCCAAAUAAGGAAGUAAUACUACAAGUAACAAAAGAUUUACCUACACAUAAUCCAAUAAAAUAUAUUCCAUGUCUUUACUAUCAUACUGACUUUCAGUAUGAACUACGAAAAAUUUUAAUUACACUUGUAAGAGCAUCAGCAAAAGUUAUAUUGUACAAUUCAGAAACACAAAAGCUGUAUGAUAUUUUAAAAGAAAAAUUAAAAUGUAAAACAGAUAUUGAUCCAAAUGCUAUAAAAAUUAUUACAGAAAUGGGUUAUUCUAAGAAAAAAGUCUUGAAAGCUCUUUAUUUGCAAAAAUCAAACAUAACAGAAGCAUUAGAAUGGUUAACAGAACAUCAGAAUGAUCCAGAAGAUGAUAAUGAUGAUGAAUAUUUUGAUUUUAUGUCUACUGAAGAAGAAGUAUAUGAAAACUUGGAGAAGGAAGAAAACAUACCCAGCAUAGUAGAUCGUUUGCUAAAACAUUAUCGUCAGUGCAGGAAGAUAGAUUUCAAACCUGAUCUUAAAAUACUACAGUCAUUAUUAGAGAUGGGAUUUGAGAAAAAAAAUAUUGUUCAGGCUUUAAAAAUUACUGAAAACAAUCAAGUUAAUGCUUGUGAAUGGUUACUUGGAGAAAGUAAACAUAAUUUACAAAAUUUAGGUCCAGAGCUUGAUUCAGAUAGUUCAAUUUAUAAAGCAAUCAUGAAUGAUCCACAUAUUCAACUUAGUCUUACAGAUCCUAAUAUGUUCCUUGCGUAUUUAUCCUUGUUAGAAUCAUCAGCUUUAAAUGAACGAAUAAGAGAUCCCGAAGUAAAACCAAUAAUGGAUGACAUUAUAUCAGUGUAUAAUACUGAAAAACCUUCAGUUCAUAUAAAUCAAUAUGCAACUUCUUUUUUUGCAAUAAUGGUUCAUUAUUUUACAAGCGAAGUUGUACAGCCACCAAUAACAUUAUUUAUGGGAACUGAUCAAUAUGAAAAUGAUGAGCUUAUAAAAUGGGGUUGGCCAGAAGAUGUUUGGUUUCACGUUGACAAAUACUCUUCAGCGCAUGUAUACCUUCGACUUCAUCUUGGUCAAACAAUAGAUGACAUACCCAGUACAGUUUUAGAAGAUGCAGCACAGUUAGUAAAAGCAAAUAGUAUUGAAGGAAAUAAAAUGAAUGAUGUCGAUGUAGUGUACACAAUGUGGUCAAAUCUGAAAAAAACACCAGGUAUGGAAAUAGGACAAGUUGGCUUCCAUAGAGAUAAAGAUGUUCGUAAAAUUCAUGUUGCAAAACGUAUAAAUACCAUUGUUAAUCGAUUGAAUAAAACUAAACGUUCAGAACAAAUAAAUUUACAAGCAGAAAGAGAACAACGAGAUAGAAAUGAACGGGAAGAUAAAAAAAGACUUUUGAAAGAGCAAAAAGAAAGAGAGAAAGCAGAAGAAAAACAAAGAAAAGAAGAAGCAGAAAUGAGAAGUUAUAAUUCUUUAUUCAAUACAUCUAAUAUGACAUCAAACAUAGAAAAUAGUGGGUAUGAUUCAGAUGAUUUCAUGUGAUGAAAUUAUUAAUAUUAUUUAUAAUUCAAUUGCCUAUACUCAAAGUUUAGAAUAAUGGAUAAACAUAUUAAAAAAUAUAUAUACAACUUUAAAAUUAUUUCUAAAAAUUAAUUUCUUUAUUGUUUAAAAAAUUGUCAUUAGACUUUACAAAAAUCUAAAACAACAAAAUAAUGUUCUGACUAAUAAGAUGCUAUAAAUUAAAAUAUUUAUAAAAUUGCAGUAAAGUACAAUACAAGUUUUACACAAAUGCAGAACAAUUUUUAGCAUUGGAUGA